Messenger RNA from Effrenium voratum, 867 nucleotides. NCBI's taxonomy places the organism in Eukaryota, Dinophyceae, Suessiales, Symbiodiniaceae. The record is from the annotation of a GenBank genome assembly.
AUGGCUGCCGAUUUGAAGGACGUGCCGUUGCACCAGUUGGUGGAGCCCUUUGAUACGCGGCAGCAGCUCUGCGGGGGUCAACUGCUGCUCCGCAUCCGCUUGGCCUCGGAUGAGGUGGCGUCUCUCACGGAGCCGGAUCCCUUAUUUCGCUUGGUCCCGCGGGUGGCGUAUCUGCCCUUCCUCUUCCACGAGGUCUUGGAGCACUUCAAGAAGUCCAUCUCCCGCAUGGGCCAACCCUGUGAGCUGUGGUUCGACUACAACAACAUUGCCCUGAAGUGGCACUUCCCGGUGGGGGUGCUGUGCGACUCGCUGGUGGGCCUGGAGGUGCCGGUGCCCUGGGAUCUCACGGUGCACUUCCGCGGCAACUCCUCCAUGAAGGACUUGCUGCCAUUUAGUGGCAUGGCCGACCUGCAGCGCGCGGUCAUGAACGCCUUCAAGCAGGCACUCUUCCUGGAGGUGGGCUCCACCAGUCGCUUCAUGCGCUUGGAGAAGAAGGAGCACAUGACUCUCUGGGACGCCAUCCUCCACAGCGACCUCAAAACCUUUAUCUCGGUGGAGGAGAAGUUGAUGUGCAACACCUUGGCCGAGUGCAAGAGCCUGGCAGUUCGUCUACACCUUUGGCUUCCACCAGACGAGGACGUGCUGCUGCGUCGUGCCCCGGCACUCGCCGAAAAUGGACCUGCUACGGUGAGGGAUUUCCUGCGCGUGGCGAUGCCGCCGCUGCUGGAGGGCCAGGAGCUGAGGCCAGACGUGGAAAUGCUCUGCCAAGGGCUUGCAGUGCCCCUGGACACACCGCUUUUCUGGCUGGCCCUGCAUGCCAGCUACCUGGACCACUUUGUGCACCUGGUGGCCCGUGUCAGAGGUUGA